GCUUUGCGGAGGAGCCGGGAAGUUGUAGUUCUUCACGGCCCAUGGACAUCUUUAGGGCUUAUUAUCGACUAAUAUGAAUUAAACUACACGUCCCGACGUCACGGUGUGGGGGCUCCUGUAAAUGUUGUGAAUAUGUAAUUGCGCCCGCACGACUGCUUGCUGCUAAAUUUGGCGUCACAGACAGUCAGGGGCAGGCUGGCACAGUUGGUUCGGUGGUCUCUCGCUCGGAUGUGAAGCGUAAAAGGAGGCUGGAGGAGAUAUACAGAUUAACGCGCGACAACGGGGAAGAACCUGAGAUCCUCAGCGGUGGAUGAGCUGUGCCACGAUGCGCCAAAAGUUGAUGCUUCGUAGGGGAAAUUAUGAAAAUUAAAGAUUGGCGUUAGUUUAAAGGGAUACCAUUGAGUUUUGUGGACAGACAAGAAGGAAGAUUCGUCUUCUACAUCAUUUUUUUUGUUGUCAAAGGAUGUUUCUACUUUUUACAGAACCUGCUCUUAGCCAGCUCAGCGGCUACUGACUGACCUUUUACGCACGGGGGAAAAAGCGCCUCGCGCAUUUCUUUCUUUUCCUUUAUUUAUCUUUUCUUCUUGCGGAUGAACUUUACGAGGCAUUUUUAAUGAUCCGAGAUCUGAGCAAGAUGUACCCGCCGGCGCGGCAUCCGGUGCCACACCAGCCGGGGCAGCCGUUCAAGUUCACCGUCACCGAAUCCUGUGACCGGAUCAAAGAGGAAUUUCAGUUCUUGCAAGCCCAGUAUCACAGUCUGAAACUGGAAUGUGAGAAACUUGCCGGCGAGAAAACUGAGAUGCAGCGACACUAUGUAAUGUAUUAUGAAAUGUCAUACGGGCUGAACAUCGAGAUGCACAAGCAGGCGGAGAUCGUCAAGCGCCUGAACGCAAUCUGUGCCCAAGUCAUCCCUUUCCUCUCCCAAGAGACAGUUACUCUGACUGGAAAGCAUCAGCAGCAGGUGGUGCAGGCAGUGGAAAGAGCCAAACAGGUCACCAUGGCUGAACUCAACGCCAUCAUAGGACAGCAGCAGCUCCAGGCUCAGCAUCUCUCCCAUGGCCAUGCCAUUCCAGUCCCGCUCACCCCCCAUCCAGCAGGUCUGCAGCCCCCUCUGCCCCCCGGUGCCAGUACUGCCAGCCUGUUGGCUCUUUCAUCAGCACUUAGUCACCAGCUGCCACUCAAAGAUGAGAGAAAACACAGCGAGAACAACAGUGAACACACAAGAGACAGAGACUCAGUAAAGAGAUCAUCUGUGUCUCCAUCUGCCAGUUUCCGUGCCGGAGAGAAACAUCGGAGUUCCAGCGAUUUUUCAUCCGACAGCAAGAAGCAGAAGACAGAUGACAAGGAGCUGACCACCGCCCGCUAUGAAAGUGAUGGUGAAAAGAGUGAUGACAACUUAGUGGUGGAUGUCUCCAACGAGGAUCCUACAUCUCCACGAGGAAGUCCCACCCACUCUCCUCGGGAGAACGGAUUGGACAAAAGUCGGCUGCUAAAGAAAGAUGCCCCCCUGAGUCCCUCCUCUGUCGCCUCCUCUAGCAGCACACCUUCAUCCAAAUCCAAAGAGAUUAAUUUGAAUGAAAAAUCUACAACCCCUGUGUCUAAGUCCAGCACCCCAACAUCCCGGUCGGAGGCUCCCACACCCAGCAGCACCUCCACCCCCGGUCUGAGGCCAGCACCCAGCAAACCCUCAGGAGCCGAGCUGCUGGCUCCCGGUCUCCGCACGCCGCUUGCAGUGCCCUGCUCGUAUCCCGGACCGUUCGGAAUGGUCCCUCACCCCAGCAUGAACGGAGAGCUGAGCGGAGCAGGCGCCGUAUACACCGGCCUGCACAACAUCUCCCCGCAGAUGAGCGCAGUGGCCGCCGCUGCUGUGGCGGCCUACGGACGCACACAAGUGGUGGGAUUCGAUCCUCACCAUCACAUCCGUGUCCCAGGCCUUCCUCCCAGCUUGACGGGAAUUUCUGGUGGAAAACCAGCUUAUUCCUUUCAUGUGAGCGCUGAUGGACAAAUGCAGCCUGUGCCUUUUCCUCCAGAUGCUCUGAUUGGCCCCGGCAUCCCACGCCAUGCACGGCAGAUCAAUACUCUCAGCCACGGAGAGGUGGUGUGUGCUGUCACCAUCAGUAACCCGACUCGUCAUGUCUAUACCGGGGGCAAAGGCUGUGUAAAGGUGUGGGACAUCAGUCAUCCGGGCAACAAGACCCCUGUAUCCCAGCUGGACUGCCUUAACAGGGAUAACUACAUCCGUUCAUGUCGGCUGCUUCCGGAUGGACGAACGCUAAUCGUCGGGGGCGAGGCGAGCACUUUGUCAAUUUGGGAUUUAGCUACACCAACUCCUCGAAUCAAAGCAGAACUGACUUCAUCUGCACCAGCGUGUUAUGCUUUGGCCAUCAGCCCUGACUCCAAAGUCUGCUUUUCCUGCUGCUCUGAUGGAAACAUUGCUGUCUGGGAUCUUCACAACCAGACUUUGGUUAGGCAGUUUCAGGGCCAUACAGACGGAGCCAGUUGUAUAGACAUCUCUAAUGAUGGAACCAAACUGUGGACUGGAGGUCUGGAUAACACAGUUCGUUCCUGGGAUCUUAGAGAGGGCCGGCAGCUGCAACAACAUGACUUUACUUCCCAGAUCUUCUCUUUGGGUUACUGUCCGACGGGCGACUGGCUGGCUGUGGGGAUGGAGAACAGUAACGUAGAGGUUCUGCACGUCACCAAACCUGACAAGUACCAACUCCACCUGCAUGAAAGCUGCGUGCUCUCACUAAGAUUUGCUCACUGUGGGAAAUGGUUUGUUAGUACCGGAAAAGACAAUCUGCUCAAUGCCUGGAGAACCCCAUAUGGAGCCAGCAUUUUCCAGUCAAAGGAGUCGUCCUCAGUGCUGAGCUGUGACAUCUCCAUAGAUGAUAAAUACAUCGUCACGGGCUCAGGAGACAAAAAAGCGACGGUCUACGAGGUCAUCUAUUAGGAAAGCUGGACUUUGAGGUCAUCCUUUCAUAUAAAGUCUCCAUCAUCAGUAAAAAAAUAUUCGAUCAAUAAAAACAGAAACACUUUCUGGGACCAUGACACUUUGACCCCCAUGGUUUUGAUUGGUUUUGGAUCAAAAUGAACGAAGCACAGAGAUUUUUUUUUUAAUCUUCUUUUUAUUUUUAAGUGCCGUUCUGUUGGUGCAAGUAUAAAUAAAUGUCCAUGUGCACUAAGUCUGGAUUGGCCAGAUAACAUUCCUUUAUGUGACAUUUAACAUAAGCAUCUCUUAUAUUUGAUUGUUUACAGCAUUUAGACAUAUCUAGCUUUAACCUUUAGGUGGUCUGAAUGGCACAUCCUUAAUAGCAAGUUUUUAUUGUCAUAUCUGUAUAGUUCCUUUGCCUGAUUGCGCCUCAAAGAGUUGACACAUGCCUUUAAAGGGUUCAUAGCAAUUAUGCACAUACAAACCUGUUUUAAGCAACUGCAGACACUUACCAGUUACCGAUAGAUACGUGUAAAAAGCGUUUAAAUUAUUAAAUCUUUUACUGAUCACAUAAAAAGAGAGAUUUCCAACCUUUCAUAUAAGUGGAUUUAUUAAGUGGGGUAAAAGGAUGUUAAAAAAUUUUAGCUUUUAUCAAACUCGCUGGUGACACAAGUAUUGGUUCCCCUCUAAUCCAUUAAAAAAAAUGUAAAUUAAGCUUUAAAAAUGCUACUUGCUGAGAAUUUAUUGGAGCUUGUAAUUUGUAACCCAUGACUUUCUGUUCCCCCCUGAUUAUAACUGUAAAAAACAUUUAAACCAGUCUCUUUUAGGCACUGAACACCAGACUGGACUACAAUCCAUGUUGAGCUUACUAUCAACACACAGUGUGCAGGUUGGGAAGAGAGGUUUCCUACUUGAACUUUAAAAAAAAAAAAAAAAAAAAAACUGCUGCAAAAUAUGCACCCACCAUGUCUCCGUAAGAGCCACCAGACAAUUUCUGCAUGUUUGGGAGUGAUGCUGUUAAUGCCUAAUCCUCCCUACCCUCGCAAAUGUGAAAGUCUGGGGUUUGCUAAACUUUACUGGAAAAUUAACCUGAACCACAUUCUUUUGUCAGAUGACAUUAAGGUUGAGGUUUUUGGCAACAAGCACUCCAUCUUGGUUGUGCAUUUGACAAAGGAUGAAUAUGUGGAAAAGCACGUCGUGCCUGCUGUUAAGUACUGUGGAGAAACUGGGAUGCUGAGGGUCUGUUUCUCUCCCAAAAUCCCCUGGAACCCUUGUUAGAGUGCACGGCAUAAUUGACUCUUUUAAAAUACACAGACAUUUGAAAUGAGAAUCUGGUAAAAUCUACCAAUAGUGUCAUUAGUGGGUCAUUCAAGCCAAUCUUGAUCCAAAACGUAGGGAAUAAACAUGGAAGUUUUUAACCAGGCACAAACUGAACCUUCUUCCGUGACCUAAAUCCUCUAGAAAAGAUGUGGGGAAGAAAGCAGAAAGGAGGAGCCAGGCCUCUUAACUGAUCCAGAGAGACUGUGCAAAGUGUCAAAGGUCUCUCUGCUUCACUGUAUGCUCCAACCUUGUGAAAACUUGUGAAAGGGGAUUGUACAAAGUAUUGACAGCAGGAGUACCAAUAUUUGUGUGUUUGUUAGAGACAUUCUCAAAUAAAAGGUUGGAUUUUCUUCUUUUUUUUCCCCACUGUUAUUCCACUGAGUUAUGCUACCACGAUAAAUGAUGAAGUUGUUUUGAAGCGUUUUUCCCAUUUUUACCAACGUUGCCGGCAAAUGUAAGUGUCUGUACAUAAGAAAAUUUUUUUAAGGAAAAAAAAAAAAAAGAUUUUAAUAACAUGUGUUUCAAAGGCAAUAUGUUCACAUUCGUUAUGUUGAUGCCUUUUGUUUUCCUUCAAUUUUAAAACUGUAAGCAUUUUCUUCAAUAAUUGUUAGAAAAGCCUUUCUACAUGUAAAAAAAAAACCCAUCAACGGUUAAUUUGAUUACAGUUGCAUGCUGAGGGGUGCUUUUUGUGGAAGCUGUCUUGAAAAGCUGUCUUAAGAUCUCUGAACUCCAUCAAUGACUGAGAAGAAGAGGCGACAUUUUGAACAAAAGGCGAGCUGACCUUCGAGGAACGAGGUUUGAAAGAGAACGCUGAACACACACUGACACAGACUUGUUGUGUAAAGACCGGUUUGCCUAAUUCAAAAAUAACAAGCUGUCUGCUGUACAGAAGUGUGUGAUGUAUUUAAACUGUAUUAUCUGCACUUAUUAAACAAACAUAUGUAAAAAGAAAAAAAAAGAUAUAAUGUGGUUACAAAUUUCCUUUUUGUAUUUGAACAGAUGAGACUUAUUUUCAGUUUUCUAUUGUUUAGGAUGCAGCUUAUGCUUAUUGCCUUCAGUAUUUUCUACCAGUAUUUUUUUUUUCUUUCUGCCUUUUCUCUGUGAUUCAGCUUCAGGUCGGGAGUUCACACACGUAUGCGUGCUUUGUGUCUGUGUUUCCAUCUUGUGGGCGCUUUAUGAACAAACUACAGCCCCUCAAGGUCCUCACUCCUGACUGACCUUUGCACUUGGUUCUGACUGCCGGUUUGGACUCCUGUGAAUGCUCUUUCGCUCUGCUCCGUUAGUUUUUCUGUAAAAACGGAUUUAUCUGUGUUUUGGAGGUCAGCUUGCCAUUUUCCUGAACUUGGUUUUCUGUUCUUGGAUUUUUUUUUUCUUUUCUUUUUGUAGCCAAAAAAAUAAAAAUGAAAAAAAAUAGUUGGCGAUAGGAUUUAUUUUGGAUUUACUUUUGUUAGCUUCUUGUAAAAAAAAAAUUAAAUAAAUAAAAAAUUACCGAAAACAAACAAACAAAAAACAACCCAGUGCCUUUAUGAUACUACACUUCUUGGAUCCCCUCCCCUGCUGAUUGUUAAGUAGCAGCCAGAGCUGGAAUAAUAAAAGUUUUAAGACUUUUAUUAUUAUAGUUAUUAAUGUAACUAACUAUGGUUGUUCCAGUGUAAACUUUUAUUCUUCACUCUGAUGUAAUCCUUUAGGCAAUUGUGAUAUAUCUUGUCCAAUUUGAGUAUUUUUAAGAAAUUUCAAAUAUUCAUCACAGAUUCCAUGCCAAUUUUACUUUUAUUUUCAGAUUGUCUGUGUAUUUAGUGCAAAAACAUGGAAACUAACAGAAGAUUGAGUCAUCAAACAUUGGCUAUUACAUCAGUGGUGUAGUAUCUGAGCAUGUCACUGAGGCAAUAUGUAAAUCUGAUAAAUACGACCCAAAACUAUUAUUUCAUGUGUUUAAUCCCCCAGACAAGCCUACCUAAACUACCUGUAACCCUUUAACACUUACAUAUAGAUCUAAAGAUUUUGAGAGUCUGAAAAAAUAUUCCACAAGUAGUAACUCAUCUUGUAGUUUCAAAGCAAGUCCUUAGUCUCUGCACAAAAUUAUUUGGUGUUUUUCUAUAAUUUACCUUAUAUUACAAUCCUUCCACACCAUAAAGAAAAGGUUUAAAGAAUUUAUUAAAAGCGCCAAUUUGAUAGAGGAGGGCAUUUAUACCUGUGAUGAGAGCAUGUAAACAAUGUUAAAUCUGCUUUUUAAAGUCAUGAUCAUUUCUGGCAUUGCAAAGAAAAAGAAGGUUUUCUUUUAGUAACAGAUGAAAGAGAAAAUUUACCUCAACAGCUGAAUUUAUUCUUUAUGUUUUUUCUUUACUGUAGGUACCUCAGCAGAUUGAAAAGUAUAAUUAGUUGAACAUUUCAAAAAUAUAUUUUGUGCCAUUUCUCUGUCUUUUACACUGAGCAUUCUGUUAGUAUUAAUUUGUGACUUUGCAUCAUGCAGUUUAUGUUCUGUACUAUCAGCGGCAGAACUUUUACACCUAAAACAAAUGAUUCACUUUGCUGUCAUUCUCUGCUGUUAAUCAAAUCUAAUGGUUCUCUGUUGAACGGCAUUAUUUGCUGCUUUUAUCCUGAAAAAAAA
Fundulus heteroclitus (mummichog) is the source of this 6860-nucleotide messenger RNA. Its product is annotated as transducin-like enhancer protein 4. The transcript has 21 exons. Bases 614 to 2953 code for a protein of 779 amino acids. Gene Ontology annotation, molecular function: transcription corepressor activity; protein binding. The record is from RefSeq and is a predicted model, not a curated record. Gene Ontology annotation, biological process: regulation of DNA-templated transcription; negative regulation of canonical Wnt signaling pathway. NCBI's taxonomy places the organism in Eukaryota, Metazoa, Chordata, Actinopteri, Cyprinodontiformes, Fundulidae. Gene Ontology annotation, cellular component: nucleus; transcription regulator complex.